CAAUGACUUGCUAGAACCUGGUAUAGCUAGUAACCUACAUGGCUCACCCUUGUUAAACGAAGAUGGACGGAUGAUAGUGACAUUAGUUCCAAAACUUUCUGAGCACAUGAACUCCUCGGAUCGUGCUGGCUGUUUCAACGGGAGGAACAACUGCUUUGAAGAACACGUUUGCAAGUGUUCCAAAACUAAUGUUCAUGACAUUGUUGUGAUUAAUGUGGGUGGGCAGAUAUUUCAGACAAAGAGGUCCACUCUACAGAGAUAUCCGGAGACUUUGUUAGGAUCAGAAGAGAUCGAAGAAUUCUAUAUGCCGGAGACAAAAGAAUACUUCUUCGACAGAAACAGAUCAGCAUUUGAACCCAUACUCUACUAUUACCAAUCUGAGGGGUUGAUCUGCCUCCCCGCUACAGUUAACCCGGAUGUGUUUGUUGAGGAACUGAGGUUCUUUAAGAUAGACGCUGAUGUGAUAAAGAGGCUAGUGGGUCAUAACGAGGACGAACCUUCGUCUGAAGACUUAGAUUAUUUUAAGCAUCCGCUUCAGAGGAAAUUGUGGCAGCUGUUUGACGAGCCUCAGUCUGGUCCUGUUGCACGCACUCUGGGCUACUUUGACCAGGUGGUUAUCUUCAUGGCUGUUAUUUGUCAGUGCUUGGAGUCUCUCCCCGCUAUCAGACAAGCCAAGUCGCCUGAUGACCCACUGUGGGGCGCAUUAACUGUGUCAGUGGCUAAAAUAGUGAUAUUAUCCGUGGAGCGGGUGAGUAUAGUUUGGUUCACACUGGACUUUGUUAUGAGAAUCCUAACCUGUCCUGACAAAUCUCUGUUCGUAAAGUCCAUCCUCAACUGGUUCGACCUUCUGGCAGUGAUACCUUUCUACUUAGAACUCAUGGCUCACCAUCUCAACCCGCCCUUCAUCAUGGUUCUUCGUCUCUUCAGAGCUCUCAGAAUUGUCCGUAUCUUCAAAAUAUCCCGUUACUUCCAAGGACUGUUUGCGUUGGGAUACGCUCUUAAACAAAGCGCGGGGGAGCUCCUCAUCCUCACCAUGACUCUGAUAACAUUUGUAGCACUUUACAGCAGCUUGAUGUUCUUCACAGAGGGGUGUGCGGAUGUAUGCGACGAACACGGGUGUGGUGACCAGUGCACUAAUGACACUCCCAACAAGUUUGACAGUGUUGUGGCGGGAUUCUGGUGGAGUAUUGUCACCAUGUCUACUGUGGGUUACGGGGAUUAUGUUCCUAAAACUCCACUUGGGAAACUGGUGGGGUCACUCUGUGCUUUGACUGGUAUUCUUGUUAUUUCCCUGCCUUUUCCUAUCAUUAUUACCAACUUUAAUCGAUUCAUGAAAAUAAGAAGGCCAAAAGUUGGCAGAUACACUACGAUUGAUGAUGGCUGUCACGAGAACUUUGAAGGAAUGUACCCCGAGUAUAGUGGUGUAGCUUACGGGUUUUUAUCACAACGUAGGAGAUCAAUACCGGGAAUUAAGACGGUAGAGAACAGUGUGAAUCUAGUUUCUUGAUUUCUAAAUUUGAUAUGAAGGUUGAUUUCUGGAGGUCUGAGGAUGAUUUUGAUGGUACAUUUAAUAAUUUAUUUUAAUGUUCAGUAUCUACUUAAAGAGAAAUAAAUUAAAUUUGUGGACAUUUUGGAAUUUUGUCAAGUUGCUGGCACAGUUUUUUCGGGAUUCUGCUUGUGAAAAUGCUUGCAAGUGAUUAAAAUUAAAUGAAUCGUUCUCGCUGUUAUCAAACAUUAUGGUGUAUAAUCAUUUUUAAGAGAGCAACGGUCUGCAAAAAUAAUUUUGUUCAAUAAAUUGCAUACUAUUUUGAUCAAUCAUAAUCAAGUAAAAACAUUUAAUUGUAUCUUAAAAUUAUCGAUGAGAUGAUGGAUCGGGAAACGUCUGACAAUAAAUUCAUCGUAUUUAAAAGUAUCCAGAAAACAAGCUAUAAAACCAGCUCCUAAAACUGUUCCGUCCUUAUUAAAUGAUUAUGAACUUCUUAUUUUCUUAUAUUCUGCUUCAAAAAUGUUUAUUUAAAGGCUUCCUAAAAUCUUGCCUCUCCAGAUUUGAAGGGUUCAAACAAAGCUUUCUUCGGAGCUUUGUACUGCACAGCUUUGGGUUGCACAGCUUUGGACUAUACAGCUUUCUGCUUUGGGUGGCACAGCUUUGGGUUGCAUAGCUUUGGGUUGCAUAGCUUUGGGUUGCACGGCUUUGGGUUGCACGGCUUUGCGUAGCAGGAUGUCAUCUAUCGGGAAAUAUUUGUUUUUGUUUUCAAGUGAGUAUGAGGGGUGAGGGCUCCAGAGUCCAGGAUAUUGUUUAAUUUAUUAGUGCUAAUAUAAGAAUAUACUGAUAUUUCUUUUAUAUUAAAGGUUUAUAUUUUAUCAUAGUUCAUACCUACGUGGGCCCCAACGUGUUCAUUCAGGCAAGCGUAUUGUACUACUGUCAGCCAUGAGCCAUGAGCAACCUCAAACAUUUGUUUUAGUCCAAUGCUUAAAAAUGGUCUAAAAUUGCAGUAAAUCAUUGUUAAAUGAAAAUUCUACCUGUAAUGAAAGCAUUUAACGAUUUAAUU
Messenger RNA from Bolinopsis microptera, 2549 nucleotides. Its product is annotated as shaker-related potassium channel tsha2-like. Gene Ontology annotation, biological process: protein homooligomerization; potassium ion transmembrane transport. NCBI's taxonomy places the organism in Eukaryota, Metazoa, Ctenophora, Tentaculata, Lobata, Bolinopsidae. Bases 71 to 1507 code for a protein of 478 amino acids. The transcript has 4 exons. Gene Ontology annotation, molecular function: protein binding; voltage-gated potassium channel activity. Gene Ontology annotation, cellular component: membrane; voltage-gated potassium channel complex. The record is from RefSeq and is a predicted model, not a curated record.